Molecule: messenger RNA, 2124 nt
Organism: Gymnodraco acuticeps
Lineage: Eukaryota; Metazoa; Chordata; Actinopteri; Perciformes; Bathydraconidae
Exons: 4
Coding region: 559-2124 (521 amino acids)
Cellular component (GO): nucleus
Source: RefSeq, a predicted model, not a curated record
GUCCAAAAUAAGCGACUGUCUUCGGUUUGUGUAUCGGUUGCUGAGCUAACAGCUGCACCAAGUGUGUUUUGAUUGUGUUUUGCCUCCCAUGUGCAGUUAUCAUGAGCUCUGGAGGAUAUUCUCUGCCUUGAAGGAACACUGUAUGACAGCUGGACUUAUAGAUGUAGCUCUUAGCCUGCUUUAGGUGUUUUUACACCGUCUAUAUGUUCUUAGUGACAUAUCACUAUAAAUAAAGAUGAUAUGGGAAUUGGAUUUAAGUGGCUGCAGCUAGCCAUAAAAGUCUCUUGACUCUUAGUAAACAAUAUGAUUGUAUCUCAAUCAAGCUGCAACAAUGACUUGAUUGAUUUGAAGAAUACUGUUAAAAAUAACACUUUAACUCUUUAUUUUCUUAAGAAAUUAGCUAAAGACAAAUCCUUAUUAUCUGAUGCAGUAUACUGAAGAGUUGCAAUGUCUUCAGCAGUAGGCUUAGUAACACAUUGAACUUGUGUUAAUGGAGCAACAGCUGCCAGUAUCAGAAUUGGCCCACCUGUCAGUUCUGCUGUAAAUCAGGUCUGACCCAUGACUGAGUACUAUGAGGAGGGGGGGCUGCUGUACGAGCAAUCACCUCCCAUGCACAUCAAAGUGGAGUCUCCGGAGGGACCCUUUGGAGGGGGAGCCUCAGAAAACGGCUUCCCCAGGGAGGAUGAUGACUCCGAGGGCAGCUGUGACCAGAGCAGUGGCUUGCCUGGAGGACUCCCCUUCAACGUGGUAGUGGUGCAUCCCAACAUCAUGGCACCCGGCAUGUCCUCAGACGACCUCUUGUCUAUUGAACAAAACAGAGCUAUGUCAGCUGCGCUGGCUGCUGGUGGUGCGGGAAAAAGAAAGAGUCGUUUCAGUGGAGCAGAGCUGGAGGUGUUGGUGUCAGAAGUCACUCGGUGUGAAGGGGAGCUCUUUGGUCCUGCAGGGAGACUCCGCAGACGGGAGAGAGAGCGCAUCUGGGCAGGCAUCCUAGAGAGAGUCAACGCCGUGUCCAGAGUCCCACGCACACUUCGAGAGGUGAAGAAGCGCUGGGACGACCUAAAGAGACGCAACGGAGGCCGGCUGGCUGAUGCCCGGCACCGCACCUGUUACCUGCCAUCCAGCAGAGGAGCUUCGAUGCUUGGCCAUCCUUCACAGUCUAGCCCCAGGCUUCAGCAUGCCCGGCAAAAGCAAAGCACCAGACCAAAGCCCAGUUUCCCAUGCUUCCCUGACUCUGAUACAGGUGUUGGUGGCGAAGGGUCAGAGAGAGAUGCUUUGGACAAAGACGAAGACAAUCCUGAGCGUGACAAAGAGAUGGGAGAAUCUGAGUGUGAACCAGUAGAGAACAGCAUGGAAGAAAAAUUGGGAUUAGGGCUUGGUCUGGGCAUAGGACCCCCACCUCCUUCAGAACGAUGGUUGCCUCCUUCCCCCCUCUACAGUGCUCCUUUCCUCAAUGGCAGCCCCCAGCCCAGUAGUCCUCAGCCAUCACUCGGAGCACAGCAGGGGCCUCUUGAAGAACCUCCGCGCAGCUCCUGGCUUGAAGAUGAGCUUCGAGGGUUAGGGGAGGCAGCAAUUCAACUGGGAAAUCGGGUAGAAAAGAGCCUGCUGGAGUUUGGGGAAGGUUUCCGACAGGACAUCAGAACACUUGUUGCUUCACAAGAGACACUAGCAGGCAGUCUACAACAAAACAAUGUCCUCUUGCAAAGGCUUUUAGGAGUGCUUGAGGCCCAGCAGCAGCCACAACAACAUCGUGUUCAACAAGCACACCAGACGCAAACAUCGCAACAGCCCUUACAGCCACAGGCCGCUCAGCAGCUACAACACACAGAACCACCGCAGCCUCAACAACAGCGGAUUGAAGCACCACUGCAAACACAACAUCAGCAGCAGCCACUGGUAGUACAUCAGCAGCAGUCACUGGUGGUACAACAACAGCAGCAAAUACAGCAGCAGCCACAAGUCCCCCAGCAACCAACUAAUCAGACAACUGUGGCUGUAGUUCCUGCAUCAUCAUCCCCUGAAGAACUUGGCACUUUUCCUUUGGAAGCACCCACAAACACAAACAGAAGUGUACAGAAGCCACGGCGAGGAAGAGCUGUUGAUCACAGGCGCAGAAGACGGCGCUGA